Paramecium octaurelia is the source of this 1362-nucleotide messenger RNA. The record is from the annotation of a GenBank genome assembly. Lineage: Eukaryota; Ciliophora; Oligohymenophorea; Peniculida; Parameciidae.
AUGAAGGCGUCUGAUACUCACAUAUAUUAAUGUUAUCUAUAAUUCUCAAACUAAGGAUAAUUUUCAUAAUAGAAAUUUACUAUUUAUGAUACUUACUUGACUAUAUAAGUAAAAUAAAUAAUAAUAUUCAAAGAUUGGAGAAGCUAAUGAAUUAAAGGUUGAAUAUUGUUCACAAGAUGUUGUUUUUGAGUGGAAACUAGAGUAUUAAUUUGAUUUAAUCUUAGUGAUGGCAAUUAAUGCGAAGUAAUUGUUAUUACUGAAAAUUAUUCAUAUACAUAUAGAGGAUCAAAGUAAACAAUUUAAAAUCUAAAAUAAUAUCUUGAUGGAAAGGUAUUUUAUGGUAAUUUCAUGUCCCAAUACAAAGAAAUUUAAAUAUUAAAAAAAACUAAAUAAGGAGAAGUAAAGUUUAACUUAAUGUUUAGAUUAUCAAGUAUUAUAGUAAACAUUAGAACAUAGAGGUUAUUGCCAAGAGAUUAAAUUUUACUCAAAAUCUAGAAAGACAUUCAAAGGUAUGUUUUUUAAUUAAUCAAGUCACUUGUUUUGAAUGAAUUAAGAAUAUGCUAAUACUUAAGUUAAUUCAACUAAGAAUCUAUUUUAAAAUUACGAGAGUUUUAUCAAGAAAAAAAUAAGAUUAUACUCAUUUUUGAUUAUUGUGAAGGUGGUACAUUGUAUUCCUUUAUGGCCUAAAAGAAUUUCUGCCCAUCAUAUGUUGAUAUCCGAAAAAUCAUGAAGAAAUUGCUAUUUGCAAUAAAGUUUCUUCAUAAACACAAUAUAAUGCAUCGAGAUAUUAAAAUGGAUAAUAUUAUGUUAUUAGAAAAUAACAAUCCGAAUUCAAUUUAAGUUAUUGAUUUUGGAUUCUCUACAUUUAUAGAUGACAAACCAUAUAUCAUAGAAAGAUGUGGAACCCCAGGUUAUAUAGCCCCAGAACUCUACUCUGAAGAUCCCUAUGAUGAGUUGAUAGACAUAUAUAGUCUUGCUCAGAUAUUUUUUACAUUGUUGACAGGAAGAAAGUUCGCAUUUGAGUCUCAUUCAUUUAAGACAUUUGCUCAACUUCAUCAUAAAUAAUAAACCAUUAUAAGAGAAUCAACAAAGAAUGAAAUCAUUGUUGAUUUAUUUUUAAAAAUGACAGCUACCCCAGAAAAAAGGUUUAAUACUACAUAAUGUCUUAAUCAUUAAUAUUUUGAGAAGACCUCAAAAAUUAAACAGUAGUAAAUAUAUAUAUCAACUCUAGGUUAACAUGUCUGAAGUUUCCUUUAUUAAAAACUCCAUUCUAAUUGGUUAAAUAGAAAGAACAGUAACAUUCAAAAGACCAUCAAGAUAAAUUCAUUAAUUAAAAAUGAAAUUUAUUUGUACUAAACUUCC